Messenger RNA from Mercurialis annua (annual mercury), 633 nucleotides. RefSeq names its product pheromone-processing carboxypeptidase KEX1-like. NCBI's taxonomy places the organism in Eukaryota, Viridiplantae, Streptophyta, Magnoliopsida, Malpighiales, Euphorbiaceae. The record is from RefSeq and is a predicted model, not a curated record. The transcript has 3 exons. Bases 1 to 633 code for a protein of 210 amino acids.
AUGGUUAUCACUAGGUCAAUUUCCAAAAAUUCUCCUAAAUUAAAUGUUGCAAACACUAAUUUAAAGAAUCCUUUAAGUGAAAGGAAGACCGGUUUCACUGAAAUUUCAAGUAAGAAAAUGGGAAACGAGCUUUCGUCAAGUAAGAAAAAGAGAGUUGUUAAUGAUUUUGAGGAUAAUAAUUUUAAAGAACUUCCAGUUUCUGAAAAUCUACAACCAACAGUCGAAGCUGGAUUUGGAGGGGCUUUUGUGAAAGGAAAUUGUAAAGCCGAAGAUGAGGUGGAGGGGAAUGAAGAUGAUGAGAAUGAGUCGAGCAACAAAGAGGCAAAUGAGGAAAGUGAGGACAAUGAUAACAGCGAUGACAACGAUAAUGGCGAUGGCGACAAUGACUUGUAUAAUGAUAAGAUCCAUGGAGAUAGCAAUGAAGACGAUAAAGACAAAGAUAAUGAGAACAAAUAUGACUUAAGUCAUGAAAAUACAAUUGAAGAUUACAAUAUUAGUGAGAGGUUCUAUUACGGUUAUAAUGAGUUUGAGGCUGGUAACAACUAUGAAAAGAAAGGUGACGAGGGUAAACGUAACAAAGAGAGUGAUUAUGUUGUUAAAGAGAGAAAAAAGCUAAUAUUAUCUUGUUAUUAG